GAGAGGGAGACAGAGAGAGGGAGACAGAGAGCGGGAGACAGAGAGCGGGAGACAGAGAGAGGGAGACAGAGAGAGGGAGACAGAGAGAGGGAGACAGAGAGAGGGAGACAGAGAGAGGGAGACAGAGAGAGGGAGACAGAGAGAGGGAGACAGAGAGAGGGAGACAGAGAGCGGGAGACAGAGAGAGGGAGACAGAGAGAGGUCAGAGGUCAGAGGUGGAGGAUGACAUGCUAACUAACCCACACUGCUGUAUGCUGUCAUUGGAAUAACAGAUUGUUAACACUGUCCUAUCUAGCAGGAUCAAUAAGAGAAUAAAUUAACUGGCAUUAACACAGCUGCAAAUUCAUCAAUUACUCCUGUGGAAAAACAAUUAAAUUAACUGUAACGAAUACAUCAUCUUCAUAAUCUAAGACUGUAACAUGAUAGCUACCAAUGAUCUCUAGUCAAGACAAUGUGUGUAUUUAAUGGAACGUACAUAUUUUCAUAAACUGACCUGUAUUGUUCCCUUGUGUGAUCUAUCAUAGUAUUAAAAGAAUACAGAAACACACCACAUUACCUAGACAGUGUCCAAAUCAUAUUAACAUGUAACAAUAUUAAACCGCUAAUAUCAAUGUGAUGUAAAUGAAAAACCUCAUGAUACCUGCUACAGAUGUCUUUUUUUGAUUUCAAGGCUCAUAGGCCUCUCGUCCAAACUAGUCCACUACUUUUGACCAAGGCUCAUAGGCCUCUCGUCCAAACUAGUCCACUACUUUUGACCAAGGCUCAUAGGCCUCUCGUCCAAACUAGUCCACUACUUUUGACCAAGGCUCAUAGGCCUCUCGUCAAAACUAGUCCACUACUUUUGACCAAGGCUCAUAGGCCUCUCGUCCAAACUAGUCCACUACUUUUGACCAAGGCUCAUAGGCCUCUCGUCAAAACUAGUCCACUACUUUUGACCAAGGCUCAUAGGCCUCUCGUCCAAACUAGUCCACUACUUUUGACCAAGGCUCAUAGGCCUCUCGUCAAAACUAGUCCACUACUUUUGACCAAGGCUCAUAGGCCUCUCGUCCAAACUAGUCCACUACUUUUGACCAAGGCUCAUAAGGCUAUCGUCAAAACUAGUGCACUACAUUUGACCAAGGCUCAUAGGGCUAUCGUCAAAACAAGUGCACUACAUGGAGUAGGGUGACAUUUAGGACACAUCCUGAAUAUGUCUAACUGACUGAGGAGAUGAAUCCGACCAGGAGCGUAUUUACCAAUCGGUCUGGAUUGUGUUUUUUUCUUCAGUUGUUGACACAGAAAACCGUUGUUUGCACUGAAAUGACAGUAAAUAUGAAAUAAAUCAAUGAAUCAUGUCUGUGCCAUUGUGCUAUGUAUUCAUUCUGAGAAAUGUCCCUUAAAAAACUGAGAUGCUGUAGCAUGAGACCAGUGUUUAUUGCCAGUCCAUACUCUGCGUUAUAGUGUUGAUCUGAACACUAUUCAGUUCUGCCACUAGGUGGCAGAGUUGGAUCAGUCUGGCCAAUCAAAGCUCUGGCCUCUUAUCAACUCAAGAGAAUAAAAAUAAUCAAUAUUUGCCUCUCCAUUGUAUUGCACUUUGGACUUUGGAAUUUGUCCAACCACUUAGAUAGACAAACGACCAGCGUCAGACCAGCGUCGUUUGUAUACCUCUUGUAGGAUAACCAUCGUUUCUUAUCAGAAAAUACAUAGGGAAUAAAUUAUGAAUUCAAAUGCUUGAUUGAUCCUGUUAUAUAAUCAUCUGAUAGUAUAGAAGUGUUAUCCAUCCAUCAAUGAUCAACUCAUGAUCAACUCCAGAUGUGCAAAUCAUGACAGAGACAACAGGAGUACUACUACACCUCUGUGUGUCCAGUCUGAGCUCCACCCAUGCUGCUACUUUUACUCUGUCAUCUGAUACACAAGGAAAUAAAAGGGAGGGCCGUGAUUGUAUGGAGGAGGGCGCGUGGGUGUGUUUGUUUCGGGGCGGGUAUAUGUAUGUAUGUGUGUUUGUUUUUGUGUGUGUGUGUGUUGGGUGUGUGUGUGUGUGUGGAUGGUGUGUGUGUGUGUGGAGUUAGCUGAAACUAUGAGAGAUUCAGCUGAGACGCUCACAUAGUUGAGGUGUGGCUUGUUAGAGGCUCCAGGAAGGAACUAACUCAGGUUAGCCAGAGGCAGACAGAGUAGAAAAGAGAACAGAACAGAACAGGAGCGGCUGAGGCGAGUUCAUCUGAGAGAGAAAGUGAGCGAGAGUGAGUGAGCUAUGGCAGACACAGAACUCAAACCAGAGUCAAAACCAGACCAGAAACUCUGCUGCACUAUUUGUUCCGGUGCUCUCAAUGGUGACAAGUCCUUUACCUGUGGCCACUUAGUCUGUGCCUCCUGCCUGGGCAAGAAAAGCAAGGGCUGCCCCCAGUGUUUACAAUGCUCUGGCAAGCCUAUACCGGCAUCUGUGGAACAGAACGGAACGAUGAUUGAAAUAGUGGCUGAGUCUCCACUGGUGAUCAAAACCGAAGAAAGAGAGAAAAGCGAUAUACAAACCCAAAUUUCAAAGACACCAGACAAGGCAAUGAUACGGGAAGACCUGAAGGAAUCAGAGGACCAUAAGAAACCAGACAAGGCAAUGAUACGGGAAGACCUGAAGGAAUCAGAGGACCAUAAGAAACCAGACAAGGCAAUGAUACGGGAAGACCUGAAGGAAUCAGAGGACCAUAAGAAACCAGACAAGGCAAUGAUACAGGAAGACCUGAAGGAAUCAGAGGACUCUAUGAAAUCAGAGGAUGCAAAGAUACAGAAAGACCUGAAGGAAUCAGAGGAAGAGAAAAAUAAAGAGAGUGAUCCUCCACAGCCUGCAGAGGAAGUGAAAGAGGAUGUGGGGGUUGGGGAGGGAGACACAUUAAGGGAAGAGAAAGCAAAAGGAGAGGUGAAAGUAGAGCCGUUGGGGCCCGAUGAUGUUGUGUGUGACUCGUGUAUGGAGAUGAGCCCGUGCCGGGCCCUCAAGUCCUGCCUCACCUGCCUUGUGUCCUACUGCGAGGCCCACCUUAGGCCUCACCUGGAGAACCCCAAGUUCCAGAACCACAGGUUGGUGGAUCCGCUGAGGGACAUUGAGAGACGGACCUGUGAGACCCACAAGUGGCCCCUGGACCUUUUCUGCUGUGCCGACGCUGUGUGUGUCUGUCAGGACUGUGUGACAGAGGACCACAGGGGACACAACACUGUGCCUGUGAUGGAGGCACGCAGAAACAUUGAGAGGGAACUACUAGAUAAGCAAGCAGAGAUGGUGAGGACAAUGACAGCAGCAGAGAAUGCCAUCAACAAACUUCAAGUCAACACGGUCUCUAUUGAGAAUUCAGUGACGGAGGUUCGUGAGGUGAUUGAGAACCAGUUUACGGUGCUCCAGGCUGCGGUGGAGCGGGCCAAGAGAGAGGUGACGGAGAUCCUGGAGGGAGAGGAGAAGCAGGCUCUGAGACAGGCCGAUGGGAUCAAGGUACACCUGGAGCAGAGGUGCACUGAGCUGAAAAAGACACAGGCGCAGGUGGAGAAGCUCUCCAAGAACAAGAAUGACGUGGACUUCUUACAGGAGUACUCCGAGUGGAAGAAGGACUGCUCCGACAUCACCCUACCUGGGGUCUACAUCGGCCUCAUGGACCGGCUCAACUCCUUCAGCAGAGAGAUUGUUACCUCCACACAGGAGCUGUGUGAGCUGCUGCUGUCCAACUACAUUGAGACACUCAAAGAGACCUGCAAAAAUGACAUGAUGGGGAUUAAAACCACAGUCCAUGAAAUAAUCGCAGCCAAACAGAACAUGGACGUUCCAGACCCAAAGACGCGGGAUGACUUUCUAAAGUAUGCCAAUCCUGUGAGUUUUGACGCAGACACGGCCCAUAAAUUCCUGCGUCUGACUGAGGAAAACAGAAAGGUGACCAACACCACACCCUGGCAACACCCGUACCUCGACGUCCCUGAACGUUUUGAGAGCUGGCGACAGGUACUGGCCACAGAGAGCUUCUAUGUCGGCCGACACUACUUUGAGGUGGAUGUGAGCGGCGAGGGCACGUACGUCGGACUCACCUACAAGAGCAUCGACCGCAAGGGUCCUGAAAGUAACAGCUGCAUCACCGGCAAUGACUUCUCAUGGUGCCUCCAAUGGAACGGGCGUAGCUUCUCUGCCUGGCACGGUGAUGUGGAGACGCCUCUAAGCGUGGACAAGUUCACACGCAUUGGGGUCUAUGUGGACUAUAGCCGUGGAUUACUGGCUUUCUACGGGGUGGAUGACGUCGUCGGCAUGACCCUCAUCCACAAAUACAAGGCUGAGUUUCUGGAGCCCCUCUACCCAGCCUUCUGGCUGUCGAAGAAGGAGAACGUGGUAGUGCUUGUUGAACCUGGAGAGCCGCUAACACUGAAAAGCCCCUCUCCCCCUAAAAUACCCCUUAACACUGACGUAGCACCACGAAACCGUUUCACAGUAACUCUUGUUGUUGAACAAUGAUCAAUUCGUCGGUAGUAGUAAUUUUCUCCGUCGAGCCUGAAAAAGAUUCAGAAUGCAGGAAGCAAUGGAAAAAGAAACCAAAAUCCUUAUCAGGUGACAAGAAACCUCACGAGAUCUGUACAUUAUGUUCUAAAUGAAAGUUGAAUAUUUAUAAUAUAUUUGUUCCUGUUCUUGUUGUGUUACGUGACUAGUCUUGGUAUAACGUCAAGUGGUUAGGUUACAUCUAAUGUGAUGCGUCCCUUUCUAUUCAUAUCGUGUGUUUAAAUCUGACGCAGAACAGUUUUGAUACUGUGACUAUUUGAAUGGGGGACUUCUUUGGGAAAUGUUGGGACUGCUGUUACUGUUUACUACAAGCUGUGACUUUGGAAUGUACUGUAUUUGAGAGAUACCACAGUAAAUUAAAUUAAAUUGUAUUUGUCAACUGCU
Oncorhynchus mykiss (rainbow trout) is the source of this 4882-nucleotide messenger RNA. RefSeq names its product E3 ubiquitin-protein ligase TRIM16. Gene Ontology annotation, molecular function: zinc ion binding; protein binding. The record is from RefSeq and is a predicted model, not a curated record. Lineage: Eukaryota; Metazoa; Chordata; Actinopteri; Salmoniformes; Salmonidae.